This is a messenger RNA of Xiphophorus maculatus (southern platyfish), 849 nucleotides long. RefSeq lists its product as uncharacterized. The coding region runs from base 1 to 849 and encodes 282 amino acids. NCBI's taxonomy places the organism in Eukaryota, Metazoa, Chordata, Actinopteri, Cyprinodontiformes, Poeciliidae. The record is from RefSeq and is a predicted model, not a curated record. The transcript is spliced from 9 exons.
AUGGCUCCAUCAAACAACCUUACGGCCAGUCGUCACCCAGAAGAAGCCGGACAGGAAUUUGAGCGGUACCUAUUGGCUGUCUGUUCUCGUUGGCCUAAGGUUUUUUGUACCGGCUUCGUCCCCCGCCUGACUGAGUCCAGAGAGAAGCAGGAGUGGUUCCAGCAGGAAUUCCACCGCAGGUCUGCAAAGCUAGGGAUUCGGUACUAUCCAAUCGCUGACAACUUUCCUCUGGGCCGUCGCCAUCUGUGGUGUCCUGAUGGCAUCCACUUGAGCGAUGACCACGGGAUGCAUAUCCUCAAAGAACUGAUUUGGAUGUUUUCCUAUCAGUUCCUGGAGUUGUCAGCACCAAAGCCACUGGUGCAAAGUCCGGCAACUCCUCCUUACAAACCGAGGUUUGCGCCCCGUGUGGUAGUUAAGGGACAGGAACGUUCUCGUCCUUCUUCUCCUCUCCCUACCGAAUGGACGCUCGUGAGAUCCGGCAGGAAGAGGAACCUCUCGGGAGAAUCCGACUGUUUGUCUGAUUCACCCAAGAAAAGAGUGGUUCAUCACCAGCGGGACGACACUCCUGUGGCUUUAUCGGAGUGUGCCAUCCCGUCCAAUCCUGUCCGUUUCUCACCCGCUAUCUUGGUGGCCAUGGAAACAGUCUCUCCAUCGGCCGUUCCAGAUGUUCGCACAGGCACCGAGACAAAGCCUGUGGAACAUCAAAAAAAACCAGCUGUCUCAAAGUCUAGGCGCACGAGACAGAAAGUUUCUCCUGUAUCUUGUGUAACUCCUGCUACUAACACUGUUGUGCUUAAGCUGCCAGGUUGCUGGUGUCUGAUGCUCGUCCUGCUUGUCCUCCUGUGCUGA